GCGUGAAGUGUGCUAGACGACGGAGGACAGUAAAUGGAAACAAUUCAUCCGUCACAUUGAGCUGCUGAUCCUGGCUUCAAGAUGACAACGUUCCACAUCCUGGUGAUAAUUGGCAUUUUGCUUUACUUUCUCAUCACAAAACGGUACCGAUACUGGACGGACCGGAAGGUGCCGCAGGCUAAGCCGAAACUAUUUUUCGGAAAUGUGCAUAAUGUGAGACGUACCGUGCACCUUGGCGAGCGAUUCCAGGAACUCUACAAUGAGCUAAAGGGCAAGCAUCCGUUCGGUGGUAUCUACUUUUUCUUCAAACCCAUCGCACUGAUCACCGAUCUCGAGCUGCUCAAGAAUGUGUUUGUGAAAGACUUUCAGUACUUUCACGAUCGCGGUAAUUACUACAACGAGAAGCAUGAUCCCAUAUCCGCCCAUCUGUUCAACCUCGAAGGACAGAAGUGGCGCAAUCUGCGCAACAAAAUCUCACCAACGUUUACCUCGGGCAAGAUGAAGAUGAUGUAUCCCACCAUAGUGGCCGCAGGAGAGCAGUUACGUGAUUUUAUGCAAGAAAUGGCACGUGAUGAGGCGGAGUUUGAGUUGAAGGAUCUGUUGGCACGCUUCACGACCGAUGUGAUCGGAAUGUGCGCGUUCGGGAUCGAGUGUAACAGUAUGCGUGAUCCGGAGGCCGAGUUCCGUGUGAUGGGCCGCAAAAUCUUCCAGCGGUCGACGGGCACUUUGAGGAACCUGCUGGUCAACACCUCACCCCGGUUAGCGAGAGCAGUUGGUGUUCGUGUAUUUGAGCGUGAUGUUUCUGAUUUUUUCAUGAAAGUGGUUCGAGAGACGAUCAAGCACCGGGUGGAGAACAAUGUGGAGCGCCACGAUUUCAUGAACAUACUGAUAGGGAUGCGCAGCGAUAACGAAACCAAGUCCGAGGAUGGUAAGCUGACGUUCAACGAGAUUGCCGCUCAGGCGUUCCUGUUCUUCUUGGCCGGUUUCGACACCUCUUCGACGCUGUUGGCGUUCACUCUGUACGAGCUGGCGAUGAACCAGGAGCUGCAGGAGAAGGCUCGCCAGAGCAUCCAGGAGGUACUGAAACGCCACGAUGGACAGCUCACCUACGAGGCAAUCAUGGAGAUGCACUACAUGGAAAAAGUUAUGAAAGAGACGCUUCGCAAGUAUCCCCCGAUAGUGGUUCAUUUCCGGCUGGCUGCGAAGGAUUAUCAGGUUCCGGACACGGACACUGUCAUCUCUGCUGGUACCUCGGUGAUGGUACCAGUGUAUGCCAUCCACCAUGAUCCAGAAUAUUUCCCCGAUCCCGAACGCUAUGAUCCGGAGCGAUUCACACCGGAAGAGGAAGCGAAGCGUCAUCCCUAUGCGUGGACACCGUUCGGCGAGGGCCCUAGAAUGUGUGUCGGUUUGCGAUUCGGUCUGAUGCAGGCAAGAGUUGGCUUGAUACUGCUGCUUAACGGCUUCCGAUUUACGGCCUGCAAGAAAACUGUUUACCCCGUGAAGCUGGACCCGGAAAGCGUUAUCCUCACACUCGAUGGUGGUAUGUGGUUGAAGGUGGAAAAGCUCAAGUGACGGUUCGAUGCACAAAAAAUAACGAUGUGAACGCUAGAAGCUCUUUAUUCGUUGCCAUUCUUUAUCAAUUUAAUUGGCUUCAUGCCUUUGAAAUGUCCUCGAUAGCCGUGACUGUGGCCAGUGUAGUUGGUAAUGGAACAGAAUACCUAUCAUAAUAGGAGGACUUAGUUAAGGUUCAAAAAUGUUGCUGAAAAGUGGCUCAAAACUUACGGUGGUAGCAUUAACUGCAGUACAGUUUUGAAGAUGACCUUGAACAGGCAAACCAAUAGUGAGAAUCAUUAUAACGGUCCAAACCGCACACAGAACGAAGAACAAUCUGGCCAUCUCGUCGUGUUGUUAAUGUUUAGAGUUCGUUUUGGAAAUGCCCACACAUCGAGUUCGAGUUGCUUUAUAUUACACCAACGAAAGAGCCCCUCAAUUGUCACGCAAUUGUUUUGCAAAAGAAACCCUACAACUCAAACACUGACCAUCGUUAACAACUUAAAAAGACAUGAUUGUUCAGUUCGCAAAAAACCCCUUUACAUGUUUCGAUAUUUUUUGUGUGUGGUAAGCUAACAUUUACUUUACGCUUGAAAUGAAUUGACCGUCCCUCGUGGGUAUUUGGUCGCGCU
Anopheles aquasalis is the source of this 2183-nucleotide messenger RNA. Its product is annotated as probable cytochrome P450 6a23. The record is from RefSeq and is a predicted model, not a curated record. Gene Ontology annotation, molecular function: heme binding; monooxygenase activity; iron ion binding. Lineage: Eukaryota; Metazoa; Arthropoda; Insecta; Diptera; Culicidae.